GACGAUCAGGUUGUUUUACGUUAUAAGGAUGCAUAUAGAGAACCUGAUUUAUCCGAUUUACCAGUCUUAUAUCCUGAGACGGUGACUUCUAGUAACGUGGGGAAGGUGGUUACUUUACAUCAAAGAACAUUUCAAAACUUGAAGGAAAUUGGUCUUCCCAAACGGAUCUUGAAAGAGUUAUCUGAAAGUGGAGGACCGGCAUGGGUUAUAAGACAAGCUACUUUGGAUUUGAAGACAAGGAUGGAAAUUGCCUCUUCUUCUAAGAAAGUUUCACCUCUUUUGCUUGCUGGGGAUAAAGGAAGUGGAAAGACUUUCUUACAUCUACAUGCUACAGCAUAUGCUUUAGAAUCUGAUUGGAUUGUGUUGUCCAUUCCUCGAGCAAGCGAAUGGGUAUCUUCCAUCCACGCAUAUGAAUAUCAUUCCCCCACUAAAAUCUUCCGCCAACCGACACUUGCGGCCGAUCUGUUGAAUAGACUACUACAAACAAGCGAACAUCGUCUUGCCAGAAUACCUACUGGACAAGAAACUCAAAAUCUUGCUGAAUUGGCUAAAUCGGGCACUGGAAUUCGGGCUGAUUCAUCGGCGGUAUUGGAGGAAGUCAUCGAUAUACUCGCCGACCAAACACAAUUCCCCGUGUUAUUCGCUAUCGACGAAGCGCAGGUAUUAUUCGGUCACUCGACAUAUCGCAAUCCGAGAUAUGAGAUCUUACAAGCGUAUAAUCUUUCCAUACCUUUAUUAGCACUUGAUUUUCUCACUGGCAAAAGAGCUUUUAAACGAGGCCUCACACUCGCCUCCAUAUCCCGUACGACACCAGAUUUCCCUGUCGCACUUCCUCUUUCCGUGGCAUUAGACCUCCCCAUACCCCCCUCACAUGCCGUUACACCCUAUACCAAAAUAGACCCCAUCCAUCUAGCCAACGCUUCUGCUGGGAUGAACAAGUUGGAAGUUGGUCAAAUGAGUGGUAAAGAGGCUGCGGGUCUGUUCACUUUGUUCGCUAGAAAAGGCUGGGUGACAAGUUCCGAUGAACUAUUCACCAGUUGUCUCAUGGCUUCUUCUGGUAACGCAGGUGAAUUCGUACGUGGAUUACGAAACACUCUUCAAGCUUUCAGACAACCUCAACGUCACAUAUGA
Messenger RNA from Tremella mesenterica DSM 1558, 1131 nucleotides. RefSeq lists its product as uncharacterized. The annotation marks the transcript as partial. Gene Ontology annotation, cellular component: mitochondrial small ribosomal subunit. NCBI's taxonomy places the organism in Eukaryota, Fungi, Basidiomycota, Tremellomycetes, Tremellales, Tremellaceae. The transcript has 8 exons. The record is from RefSeq and is a predicted model, not a curated record. Gene Ontology annotation, molecular function: structural constituent of ribosome.